GGCUGAAAGGGACUUCUAAUGGUCAAAAUAGCUAUCUACAUCAGGUUUGACUUGACUUUUUUUUUACGUCCCGCUAGAAUUACUUUAAAGAAGUGGUGAGAAAAUUUUCAGUUUAUGAAUAUUCUACAAUUUUACUGUACAUAUGGCAACGGUAGUCUCUAAUCUCAGGUGUAUAUAUAACCUGCAAAUUUUAAAUAAAUAACUUAAUUCUUCUGUGAGUGCAAUCAAAAAUAUGAACACAAUGCUAAAUUGUUCGAAACGAUUGUAUUGCCAACGAGUAGCCCAGGCACUAAGAAGUAGGAAAUCAAGAUCACAAAAGGAACAGGUGCAAAGAUUUAUAGAUUUUAAACGAAUAAAAACCCAAGGUGGUUCUGGUGGUAAUGGUUGCAUCUCAUUUCUUCAUUUAUGGAGCAAUGAUAAAGCUGGUCCUGAUGGAGGUAAUGGUGGCAAUGGUGGUCAUGUAAUUCUUAAAGCAACCCAUAGCAUAAAGGACCUCAAUCAUGUGAACACUGUGAUCAAAGGUACUGAUGGUGUGAAAGGUUCCAACAAAGAUUGUGAUGGAGAGUGUGCAGAUCACUUGAUUGUUAAUGUGCCAGUUGGGACCAUAAUCAAAAACAAAGAUGGCACUAUUAUUGGAGAUUUGGAUAAAGAGGAGGUCAUGUUUGUUGCUGCAAGAGGUGGUGCAGGUGGUAAAGGUAAUCACUUCUUUACCACUGACACUGAACAGUCUCCUGAGAUCUGUGAGUAUGGUGCACAGGGAGAAAUUAUGGAAUAUACUCUGGAAUUAAGAAGUAUGGCCCAUAUGGGAUUGAUUGGUUUUCCAAAUGCUGGAAAAAGCACAUUACUUCGUGCAAUUUCACGUGCGAAACCCAAGAUUGCACCAUACCCAUUCACCACAUUGAAGCCUCACAUUGGAGUAGUGCAAUAUGAAGAUUAUGAACAAUUGGCUGUUGCUGAUUUACCGGGGCUAAUACCUGAUUCGCACAAAAAUAAAGGUUUGGGUAUACAAUUUCUUAAGCAUGCUGAACGAUGCUCUGGACUGCUAUUUAUAAUAGACAUUUCUACGCCGCAACCAUUAGAACAGCUAGCAACUCUUCAAUAUGAACUGAAAUCGUUUAGUUCUGAUCUUAUCCAGCGACCACAACUUAUUGUAGCGAAUAAAAUUGAUCUGCCUGGUGCCGAGGAUAAUUAUCAUGAACUUAAAGAAAAUACGGCAUUGGAAGUGAUACCAAUUAGCGCAAAAGUGGGAACUAAUGUUGGAUUAUUAUUGCAACGACUGAGACAAAUGUAUGAUAAUGAAAAAUAUUCAAAAUAAGUACACGAGCGUAGAUUUUUAAA
Dalotia coriaria is the source of this 1338-nucleotide messenger RNA. Its product is annotated as mitochondrial ribosome-associated GTPase 2. Gene Ontology annotation, cellular component: mitochondrion. The record is from RefSeq and is a predicted model, not a curated record. Gene Ontology annotation, molecular function: GTPase activity; magnesium ion binding; GTP binding. Lineage: Eukaryota; Metazoa; Arthropoda; Insecta; Coleoptera; Staphylinidae.